Molecule: messenger RNA, 553 nt
Organism: Humulus lupulus (European hop)
Lineage: Eukaryota; Viridiplantae; Streptophyta; Magnoliopsida; Rosales; Cannabaceae
Exons: 3
Coding region: 107-553 (148 amino acids)
Biological process (GO): proteolysis
Molecular function (GO): cysteine-type peptidase activity
Source: RefSeq, a predicted model, not a curated record
UCAUUGGUUCCUAGUCGCGGUGAAUAUAAUCAAUAGGUGUGCUGAUAUUUGGGACCCCCUUGUUGCUGCCAGAAGCAAAACCGUAAGCACGAAAGCCACAAAAGAGAUGCUAAGUACUCUUGAUCGCCUUUUCAAGUCCGAGAUAAAGCAACAUAAACAAAAUGACUUCCAGUUCUCCAACUUCAAGGUUUCAAUAAAGAGCGGUACACCCCAGCAGGACAAUGGGCACGAUUGUGGAGUAUAUGUCAUGAAGUUUAUGGAGUCCUUCUUCAAACGGGAGGAAUCCAUGUCUCCGUUUGCUCCAGUGGAUGAGCGGCUGAAGAUAGCAUGUCGGCUUGUAACACAUGAUCGAAACGAGGUGAGGGAGGUUGUUUUCGCUGACAAGGAAAAAUACUACAUGCAACAGACUCCUCUACCCGUAGGUAGCCCUGUGAAGACCCAUUCGGACCCCAGAUUUUCAACGAAGAAGCUGAAGUCGAAGAACUCCAUUCCCACACGUCCAGUACGAACAAGGACUAGUGGUAGACUGAAGAGAAUUAAGUAUGAGGAAUAG